Messenger RNA from Aaosphaeria arxii CBS 175.79, 2208 nucleotides. Its product is annotated as TRP-domain-containing protein. Gene Ontology annotation, biological process: fungal-type cell wall biogenesis; transmembrane transport. Bases 1 to 2208 code for a protein of 735 amino acids. The record is from RefSeq and is a predicted model, not a curated record. NCBI's taxonomy places the organism in Eukaryota, Fungi, Ascomycota, Dothideomycetes, Pleosporales. The transcript has 3 exons.
AUGUUCGGCUCGCUGUCCAAAUCAGCGACGCUGCUGCUCGCUGCUGCCGCCAUCCCCUUCUCCUCCGCCGAACGCAUCAUCACAUCCUCCUCGCUCAAUCCAUGCCAGUCCAACUCCAGCUUUACCGCCACUCUUUUCAAAGUCGCCUUCACUCCCAACAAUCGCAGUCUCGGAUAUGACAUCGAGGGAAUGUCCACCAUCUCCGGAAGGGUCAUGGCCGAGCUGGAGUUGCUCGUCUACGGUUACUCCGCCCUCAAGCAGACCAUCAACCCCUGCGAUAAGUCGUUGGACGUCGAAGGGUUGUGCCCCAUGAACGCCGGAAAGAUCGAGAUCAACUCCAACUUCCCCAUCAGUGCCGAUGUUAUGAGCAAGAUUCCAGGUGUCGCCUAUACCAUUCCCGACCUUGACGCAAAGGUUCGCAUCCGUAUCAAUGACGCUACUACCAAACAACCUAUUGCUUGUGUCGAGGCUCUCCUUUCCAAUGGCCACUCCGUCGACCAAAAAGCUGUGGCCUGGGUCACCGCCAUCAUUGGUGGUUUGGGCCUGGUAGCAUCGGCAGUCGCGUCUGGAUUAGGGCACACAAACACCGCAGCUCACGUCGCAUCCAACGCCAUGUCUCUCUUCGGUUAUUUCCAAUCCCAAGCUCUCCUCGGAAUGAUGGCCGUUCCUCUACCUCCUGUCGUCGCUUCCUGGACUCAGAACUUCCAAUGGAGCAUGGGCAUCAUUCGUGUUGGGUUCCUGCAGAGACUGGCCACUUGGUACCAACGUGCGACGGGCGGAACCCCUACCACCUACCUAUCCCAGCUGUCUGCUAUCUCCGUCGAGGUUCAGAAGCGUUCGCUCGAUAUCGCUCCCCGCGCCUUGGGCCGCCUGUUGAGCCGCAGCAACGCUGGAGCUCUCGAUGUCGCAAAUCAGAACCGAGUCGUCCUUCGUGGUAUUGAGCGUGUAGGUUUCCGAGCCCACAUCGAGGAGUCCAACAUCUUCUUCACCGGAUACGCCUUCUUCAUCUUUUUCGUCAUCUUCGUCACCCUCGGCGUCAUCGCAUUCAAGUUCCUCUGCGAGGGACUUGUGAAGGCUGGCAAGAUGAAGAGUGACCAGUUCGUCGACUUCCGCAACGGCUGGCAGACCGUCCUCAAGGGAAUCAUGUUCCGUGUCAUCCUCAUCGGUUUCCCUCAGAUGAUGGUCCUUUCCUUCUGGGAGCUCACCCAGCGUGAUUCGGCUGGUGAAGUUGUCUUGGCUAUCUUCACACUCGUCACCAUGAUCUGCAUUCUCGGCUGGGCUUCAUCCAAGGUCAUCCGCAUUGCACAGAGGUCCAUCGCCAUGCACAAGAAUCCCGCUUACAUCCUCUACUCUGACCCCGUGUCUCUCAACAAGUGGGGUUUCCUCUACGUCCAGUUCAAGGCCGCAGCUUACUACUUCAUCGUCCCAUUACUGUUCUAUACCCUUAUCAAGGCCAUGUUCAUCGGCUUGUCGCAGAAGCACGGCGUCGUUCAGGCCAUUGCUCUCGUCCUCAUCGAAGCCGCUCUCCUGAUCGGAGUUGCCGUCAUGCGACCCUACAUGGACAAGAGGACGAACGGAUUUAACAUUGCUAUCGCUGCCAUCAACUUUGUCGGUGCCAUCUUCUUCCUCGUAUUCUCGAACGUCUUCAACGCACCCGGAAUGGUGACUGGAGUCAUGGGUGUGAUUUUCUUCAUCUACAACGCCGUCUUUGCUCUUGUGUUGCUACUCAUGGUCCUCGUCUCCUCCGGUUUCGCGCUGUUCACCAAGAAUCCCGACACUCGCUACCAGCCCAUGCGUGACGACCGUGGCUCGUUUAUCAAGUCACAGACCCAGCUUACCACCGAGCUUGAUGCCCUAGGUGCAACGGCCCGCGGUGAGGGCAAGGGAACCCACCCUCAGUCCAGGAUCGACGACGAUGACGACUCGUUCACCUCAUCAGAGCAACAACGCCAGAUGGCCGCGAAGGAGGGCGGUUUCACCGAGCAUUAUCAACCUGCGCCCCCACGAAGCCCAGUAGAGCCUGGCAUGACACCUUACGGAGCGCCUCCGCGAAGCCCCGGCGCUGCACCACCUUCGUACUACGGACGGCAGAGCCCCGCCCCAUCACAGGGCGGAUAUGGACGAGCAGGAAGCCUGAGGAACGAGGGACAGUACCGGUCGGCGAACAACUCGAGCCCGUGGCAGCGAGGCGCUGGGUACGACCAUUGA